GUCGCCCUGCGCGCCUGGCGUUACCGCGGCUGGCCGGGUUUGUAUGCGUGGAGCGCAGCUUGCUUCCUCCCUUCGGGGAAUUGCUGUACCUGCCUUCUGGGUUUCGUUGGUCACUCCCCUGCACCUUAGAGGGCAGGGGCUCUAGCUCACCAACGGAAAACUGGCACAGAGCCGAAACUUAAGAUGUGCCUGCAAAGAGGCCUCUCUCUGGCGUUUGGGGUGACGGUGUCUGGCCCGCUUCAGCUUCGGAACCUUGCUUCAGAAGUAGCCCGGGUCCUGGGACAGAUCCGAUGUGACCGGGCCUGAGUGAGGUUGCGAGGUGCAUGCGGAAGUGCUCCGGACGGAGAGCAGCCUCCAAGGCUUCUCCAGGCUUGUCCUGGGCUAGUGCCCGUGCCGCACGCGCGAGUCGAGCCUGCGGAGGGACUUUGAACAUGUCGGGGAUCGCCCUCAGCAGACUUGCCCAGGAGAGAAAAGCUUGGAGGAAGGACCACCCCUUUGGCUUUGUGGCUGUCCCAACUAAGAACCCAGACGGCACCAUGAACCUGAUGAACUGGGAAUGUGCCAUACCAGGAAAGAAGGGGACUCCAUGGGAAGGAGGCUUGUUCAAGCUGCGGAUGCUCUUCAAAGAUGAUUAUCCAUCCUCACCACCGAAAUGUAAGUUUGAGCCGCCGCUCUUUCACCCGAAUGUGUACCCUUCGGGCACAGUGUGCCUGUCCAUCCUGGAGGAGGACAAGGACUGGAGGCCAGCCAUCACCAUCAAGCAGAUCUUAUUAGGAAUACAGGAACUUCUAAAUGAACCAAAUAUCCAAGACCCCGCUCAAGCAGAGGCCUACACGAUUUACUGCCAAAACAGAGUGGAAUAUGAGAAAAGGGUUCGAGCACAAGCCAAGAAGUUUGCACCCUCAUAGACAGCGACCCUGUGGCACCGCAAAAGGAAGGGAUUGGUUUGGCAAGAACUUGUUUACACCUUUUGCAAAUCUCAAGUCGCUCGUGCAGUUACCGUCGCCUGGGAGGGUUGGGCGGGCGCCAUCUUCCAUUUCCGCCACUGGCAUACAGUUCUCGAUUCGCUGAAUUGCCCCAGUUUUUCAUACAGGGUCUCUUCCUUCAGUCUUUUGUAUUUUUUGAUUGUUAUGUAAAACUUGCUUUUAUUUUAAUAUUGAUGUCAGUAUUUCAACUGCUGUAAAAUUAUAAACUUUUAUACUUGGGUAAGCCCCUAGGAGCUAGUUCCUUUGCUCGGAUGCAGGCAUGCUUCACCGUUCAGAGCUGUCCCGGCCUCCAGUGGGCUGUGUGGAAGUCCCUGUCCCUCCCUCCCACACCCUUCUCUCAACCUGGCUGUUGCUAAUGCGCCUCGGAUCCAAAGUCAGCAGCGUCUCCACCCGCACCUCUUCCUUUGUGUUUAUAUGGCGUUUGUCUGUGUUGCUGUUUAGAGUAAAUAAACUGUUUAUAUAAAGGCUCUGUUGCACUAUCAUCAUUACAGGGAGAGGGCACCUGGCGUGCCAGCCUCUCCGGCCAGCGGCUGUGCCCUUGCUCAGGCCCCUGCUGCAGGUGUGCGGGCUCCUGGCACUGUCUUGCCCUGUUCUCUGGAUAGGACUGUGUGGGUUCUGUCUUCCUGCCCCUGGAUCCUUGGGCCCUGGAGUGCAGACUCGUGAAGUGUUCCCACCCAAAGCUGGCGUCUGUGCAGCUGCAGCCAGGGAGGACACGGUGGCUUAGUCCAGCCAGAGCCAGACAGCGACCAGCAUCUGCCCUGCCCCGCUGACUGACUGCUGUGGCCCUGCAGGGGCCUAGCCACUGCCUGGCCUGACACCCCAGGAGGCAGCCUCCAGUCAUGGCCCUCCUGUGCCUCAGCCUGUCUGGCCCUGCCCUGGGCAGCCUGCAAGGCUCUUGCCUGGGUCUUGUCACAGGAUGCCCCGAGGUGCUGCUGUCCACUGAUCCUGCAGGGAGCUGGAGCCAGCCUGUGAGGAGGAGCUGUUCUCAACGAGACCUUGAGCCGACUGCUGCAGGGCCAGGCGGGCGAGCCCUUCAGCGCAGGGAAGUACAGUGGGCAGAGAUGGCCCAUUGUCCCUGCUCUGAGACCAGGCUGAGGCCUGCAGGGCUCUACCCUCCCACCUGGAAGACACUGUGGGAACUGGUCGCCUGUGGCUCAAGUGCAUCUGCCAAAAGUGCAGGGCCCAGGGGCAGGGCAGGUGCACUGGGGUCCCCAGGACUUGAGGAGCAGAGGAGAAGGGUGGGAACCUGGAACUGGAGCCCUAGGCAGAGGACCUCGCCUGGGGAACUCCCUCCCGCCUGUGUGUGUAGUCUGCCCCCAGAAUGUCAUUUUGUAACACUGACUACAUUUAGUAAUAGUUACACAUGUAUAUGGCUAAUAUAUGGAAAUAAGAUAUAUUUUAUAGUUAAAGUAUUCUAAAGUAAUUGAUGUUUCUGGCAAAUUGUAGUGACUUCAACCAUGAAAUGCGCCUUCUGUACCAGGGUCCUGUGACUUGUAACCUGAGAACUGAAAUGUGAUCAUGCUGCGUUCACCUGAGGAGGAGGUGUUCCCAGCAGGAGGCCCACGACUGACCACUGUAUCAAAGAAUCCGUGAAUUAAAGCAUUUCCACA
Molecule: messenger RNA, 2596 nt
Organism: Sciurus carolinensis (gray squirrel)
Lineage: Eukaryota; Metazoa; Chordata; Mammalia; Rodentia; Sciuridae
Gene: Ube2i
Product: ubiquitin conjugating enzyme E2 I
Exons: 7
Coding region: 324-908 (194 amino acids)
Biological process (GO): protein sumoylation
Cellular component (GO): nucleus
Molecular function (GO): SUMO conjugating enzyme activity
Source: RefSeq, a predicted model, not a curated record